AUGGCCCGGAAUCUUCGCGCAAAGCUUCAAUAUGCGGCUUACAAAGUUCGGCAUAAUGUUGCCCAUCUCACAUUCGCGGAGUUGGAGGCAUCAGUCCAACGACAAACAACUCCCACACGCUUCCCUGGCCCCGUCACCCGAGCACCCGCUUUCGUUAGCGCCUCAAGCGCUGCUGCUAAUGGGCCCACGCAUGGUUCCACAGCACCUGUCGAGCCUAGACCCGGUCAUACGGUUUCAACCUCCAAUCCCCACGGCCCGCCCCCCAGCAGUACCGAAAGCGCAGAUGCGGUUCAAGCUUUCUAUACCUCCAUAUCUGCACGCCUGUUCCCCGGGCAAUCACGCACCGCCCAAAGCGCAGGCCCACGUCAUGAACUGCCUGGUUCUAAGCAGCGGCAUGCGUUGCGUACUGGCAAGAGCCUUUUAGACGAUGCGGAUGCGUCUUCUUUCGCGGAGCGUGCGCAGGUUGAGCAUACCUCCGAGGUCGCAACAAGCACUCCAUCCUUGAAACGCAAGGCCAUCGCGUGUCCUAAUCAUCAGGCAGAUAAGAGGAGGCGCACGGACGCAUGUGGUCUCAUUGCGGGGAGUGGCGACAAGGAAGAUCUACUGGCGGCCGCGAUGCUCACUGACCUCCGCUCGAGAGGUCAACGCGGAGCCGGCAGGAGUGAGGAUAUCUCGCAAGCUAUGCAGAUGUCGCAUCGUCCGACUGGCAUGACCAGUCUUCCCUUCAUCAACCAUCAGCGUCGUAGCUCGGCGCGACUCUCGGCGCGACUGCAGCCCAGUGCGCACAAUAUCUAUCAGACAGCACCUGCCUCUUCGUCUGAGGCGCCUUAUACACUUGGAUCUAGUCCAACGGCCGCGUCUUCUACUGCAUGCGUUAGACACGUCACUGGCGCGCAGUGCGUCUCACCUUGCCUUGUCGACCGGGACGCAAUCGCUCUGCUCAGUCACUUCCACAACAACCCUUCGCUCAAUGAGGAAUAUACUACCACGAUGGUUCGCGAGGGUGGUACGCGCCUCACUACAGCCACACGAGGAGUUCCCGGUGCAAUGAUCGCGGCGACUUCGAAUAUUCAAGAUAAUGGGCGUAAUGCGUCUCUAUAA
This is a messenger RNA of Peniophora sp. CBMAI 1063, 1101 nucleotides long. The record is from the annotation of a GenBank genome assembly. NCBI's taxonomy places the organism in Eukaryota, Fungi, Basidiomycota, Agaricomycetes, Russulales, Peniophoraceae.